This is a messenger RNA of Chelonus insularis, 743 nucleotides long. RefSeq lists its product as uncharacterized. The coding region runs from base 172 to 639 and encodes 155 amino acids. Lineage: Eukaryota; Metazoa; Arthropoda; Insecta; Hymenoptera; Braconidae. The transcript is spliced from 3 exons. The record is from RefSeq and is a predicted model, not a curated record.
GUUGCAACGUAGCACAGUGUUAAUAUAAUGCCUGUUGUCGAGUAUGUAAGAGAUCAUAAGAGAUCGGUCACGCGAAAUUGCUGCUGCAAUAACAAGCAAGAAUCUUUUUUUUAUCGAACCUAUGUAAGUUAUUGUUAAAUCUUGUUCGUGGAUACUGACUAUAAAUUCAAAAUGAAGUCCAGUAUUUUUGUUUUUCUCUUAAUUUCUAUUUUCUGUGGUUGCCAAUGCUCUCCGUAUGUUGAUUUAUCAUGGAUAAAUACGAUGGUGGAAAAUAUAAAUCGACAAGUUCAGGAUAAUGUGCAACAAGCCCAACAACAUAUUGACAGAACUGUAAAUGAACAAUUGUCUAAAGUAGAUCGAUUGAUUGAUCAAGUUAGAUCUAUACCUAUGUCGACAAAUGGACAAACAGUUAUAGUUAACAAUUCCAAUAAUGUGAGCAGAAGUAUUUUCUCUGGGACUGGACUUGAUGGGAAACCUUAUUAUCGUGAUAUUGAAGAUAAGAUUGUCAAUAAUAUUCAAUAUCGAACUAUUCAUAAUUAUAAUGCUACUACUGAUAAGAUGGAAACAUUUCAGUUUACUAGAGAUUUAACUGAUCCUCAUGCUCCGUUUGUUCCAGUGCAUAAUGUUAAACAGAAAUAGAAGUUAGAAUUCUUGAUGGAAAACAUAAGAUGUCUGAUUUGAAUAAACAAUAAAUACUCUUUGGUCUGCAUUUAUUUGCUGCAUAAGAACUAGACUAUUUUAUA